Messenger RNA from Psammomys obesus (fat sand rat), 918 nucleotides. RefSeq names its product fucose mutarotase (gene Fuom). The transcript has 6 exons. Gene Ontology annotation, biological process: fucose metabolic process. Bases 240 to 701 code for a protein of 153 amino acids. Gene Ontology annotation, molecular function: fucose binding; racemase and epimerase activity, acting on carbohydrates and derivatives. NCBI's taxonomy places the organism in Eukaryota, Metazoa, Chordata, Mammalia, Rodentia, Muridae. The record is from RefSeq and is a predicted model, not a curated record.
CAAGACCGUGCCUGAGCUGUUUUAGCAGGUGCUUCUCUGGCGUUUUUGUCCUUCCCACUGGGACUUAACCUUCUGAACUUUCCCACAAUCUGCCUUGCCUCAGAGUCUGUGUGUUACCCCAGAGCCAAGAGCCUAACACAGCUAGCUACGUCUAUUGGACACGCCUCUCCUCUGGCUCCGCCCCAACCCAUGUGGCACCGCCCUGCUGACAACUCCGGCCCUCCACCAGUUCUGCGGCCAUGGUUGCGCUCAAGGGCAUCCCGACAGUGCUGUCGCCUGAGCUGCUGUUCGCGCUUGCGCGGAUGGGGCACGGAGAUGAGAUUGUUCUUGCAGAUGCAAACUUCCCUACCUCCUCCAUCUGCCAGUGCGGUCCUGUAGAGAUCAGAGCAGAUGGCCUGGACAUUCCAGUGCUCCUGGAGGCUGUGCUGAAGCUGCUGCCCCUGGACACCUAUGUGGAAAGCCCGGCUGCUGUCAUGGACCUGGUGCCCAGUGACAAGGAGAGGGGCUUGCGGACCCCAGUAUGGAACCAUUAUGAAUCCCUUCUGCUCAAUGCUGGCUGCAAGACAGCCCUGAUGAAAAUAGAGAGAUUUGAAUUCUAUGAACGUGCAAAAAAGGCAUUUGCUGUUGUUGCAACUGGGGAGACAGCACUCUAUGGAAACAUCAUCCUUAAGAAGGGAACCCUUGAUCUCGGACCCUCAUAGAGACCACACCAGGCUGAGAAUUGGCUAUGCCUGAACCCAAUCAGCAGGACUUCUCUUGGCAGCACCCAGACCUGGACACCAGCUCUGGGUUCAAGAAGAUGGCAGAUCUUGAGAGACUGCUGACCCUGAAAGAGAUUCCCCUUCUGAUCUGUAAAAUUGAUGAGGGAGGAAGAACAGUCAUUGUCAAUCUUUCAUCUAAAGGUUUUGUACUCAUAAA